Molecule: messenger RNA, 2550 nt
Organism: Ustilaginoidea virens
Lineage: Eukaryota; Fungi; Ascomycota; Sordariomycetes; Hypocreales; Clavicipitaceae
Exons: 8
Coding region: 1-2550 (849 amino acids)
Biological process (GO): regulation of gene expression
Molecular function (GO): RNA polymerase II cis-regulatory region sequence-specific DNA binding; chromatin DNA binding; protein binding
Source: RefSeq, a predicted model, not a curated record
AUGGCAAAUCACCAUCCCUCACCCACCAUGAUGCAAAUGCAACAGCAACACCCCCCAAACGUGGCUCCUCCGCAGAAUGUCCCGCCGACUCACUUCCCACCGUCGCAUCAAAUCUCGGCCAUGAACGAAGCUGUCUGGUUGCAGAUAGGAAGUUUUUCAGAACUUCUGCGCGUCCCCGAAGAGGCCAUGCAUGCCUACGAGCGAGCUCUUCAAGCAAAUCCCAACUCGACGGCGGCCAUGAACGCCAUUGGUAUGCUUCUCAAGGGUCGCGAGGCUUUUGACAAAGCCCUCGAGUUUUUCCGCGCCAUAGUUCAGCUUGAGCAGAACAAUGGCGAAGCGUGGGGAAAUCUUGGCCACUGUUACCUCAUGACCGAGAAUCUCCAGAAGGCUUAUGAUGCUUACCAGCAAGCUUUGGUCAACUUGCGUGACCCCAAGGACCCUAUGCUCUGGUACGGGAUAGGUAUUCUGUACGAUCGCUAUGGUAGCUACGACUAUGCCGAGGAGGCCUUCUCCCAAGUCAUGCAAAUUCAGCCCGAUUUCGAAAAGGCCAAUGAAAUCUACUUCCGCCUAGGAAUAAUCUAUAAGCAGCAGUCAAAAUUUAACCAGAGUUUGGAUUGCUUCAAGUACAUUGUUAAUUCUCCACCUGGACCCUUGACUCAAGAGGAUAUCUGGUUUCAAAUUGGCCAUGUUCACGAGCAGCAAAAAGAUUUUGACAGUGCCAAAGCCGCCUAUCAACGGGUCCUCGACCAUUCACCAAACCACGCCAAGGUGCUCCAACAGCUAGGCUGGCUACACCACCAGCAGAGCACUUCUUACGAGACCCAGGACAGAGCUAUCCAGUACUUGGAGAAAUCCGUCUCAGCCGAUAACCAAGACGCCCAGAGCUGGUAUCUCCUGGGUCGUUGCUACAUGGCCCAGCAGAAGUAUCCCAAGGCCUAUGAGGCAUAUCAGCAAGCCGUGUACCGCGACGGCAAGAACCCCACAUUUUGGUGCUCCAUCGGAGUCUUGUAUUAUCAGAUUAAUCAGUAUCGCGAUGCGCUGGAUGCUUAUUCUCGUGCUAUUCGCCUUAACCCAUACAUCUCCGAAGUCUGGUAUGACCUCGGCACAUUGUACGAGUCGUGUAACAACCAGAUCGCCGACGCUCUUGAUGCCUACCAGAGAGCCGCGGAGCUUGAUCCAGGAAACCCCCACAUCAAGGCUCGUCUUCAGCUUCUUCGCUCUGGUGGCAGCAAUGGCGGGGGCCCACCUCCUGCACCGCAGCCUGCAGAUGUUCACCCACAAGCAUACCAAGCCGCUGGUCCCUCUGGGCCCGUUGGACCACAAUGGGGUGGUUCAGCACAGCAGCCUCCUGCUGGCGGACCCCCUUCUGCCCCUCCAGGAGCCGGUGAUAACUGGGCUGGUCGUCUUUCCAAUGUGAAUCCGCCACCGCAGCCCCCCAACCCUUACGAGAACCGCGGAGAGCCGUUCAGGGGACCUCCUCAUCCUCCCCAGCGUCAACCCAGUCCUCAGCCGGAAUCGCAGAUGCGACCUGGUUACUCUGAACCUCGAGGCCCUCUUCAAAGCUCAUCUCGACGAGGUCCUUCUCCAGCCACUCCAGCUCAUCAGUACGGGCAGCCGCCGCCGCCCCCUCAGUCGCAAGGCCCGGCUGCGUCCGAACGAAGAGUCACCAACCCAAACUGGGGAGGUCACCUACCAUCGGCAUCCGCUCCGCCCUCGAGCACCGCAAACGGAGCCUCUGCUAACGGUGCAGCGCCCUUUCGGCCGACCAGCAGCCCACGGGGCGAGGUGAGACCUCACGAUAGCCGGAUGGCUUCUCCCAAAUCGGCCUAUCCACAGCAUCAAGCGCCUCCCGGCUACGCUCAUCACCCGGAAGCACCUCCGGGUCCUUCUGACAACCACUCGGGUCCUCCUCCAGGCGGUGCUCCUGACGCAGCUGCGCAGCGGCCAGACGAACGCCCUCCAUCUGUAGGCCCCAAGCGUAUGCGAGAGUGGGAGGAAGAAUCCGUUGCGAAGAAGCAGGCCAACGAGGAGAACCGCGCUCGUCUAGAGGAUAUGAGGCAUCGCCGUCCAUCUACCCCUCCUCGCGACAGCUAUCGCCGCAAUUCCGGCGAAGCAGUCCGCCGUGCCGAGGAGCCAAAGAAGGAGGAGGCGCGUUCGCAGAACGACAACUACCAUCCUUCUGACGCUGCUCACCACCCCCAGAAUCACGCCGUCGGCCACAAACAGCUCCCCCCCAUGCAACCGGCUACGGUUUCAAAGGGCGAAAAGACGCAGGCUGGCCCGACUCCAAAAGAGGAACGACCCUCCUCGGAGCAGACAUCCUUGGCUGCGGCGCCGCCGGUCGUUUCAGAGCCCGAGCGAGCGGCUCGCAAGAUGGAUGUGGACGAAGAUUACGAUGAUAUUCCUGAAGAUGAGAAGAAGAAUGCGAGCACCGUAGUGGGAUCUGCUCCCACAACGGGUGCGGCCGACGCCAAGACGUCCUCGCCUUCCACCACUGGAGUCAAUGGCACUUCCGGCUCUGCCUCUAAAACUAAAAUGGAGCAAAACUGA